AUGGACCGGUCCAUUGCAUCAGCCUUUGCUAGCAGCCUAGGGCAAUUCAUUAAGCUCUCCCUUGCACUACGAGUUCCAAGCCCAGCAGUAGCCGACCAACUGCCAUUAUCUAUGGUUCAGGAUGAAUUGGGUAGAUUAAAAAUCUGGGCAGGGAACAUUGCCGCCCAUAGAAACGGGAAGGUCUCUCUUGAUCACCGGCUUCGUGACGCCACGCCUUUGCGGGGCAGGAUUGUGUCGCUGUUAGAUGACAUGAGCGAAAUUCUCCAGGAAGCUAUUGCCAUAGUUUCAGGGACUCGGCCAGCCCGUAAUAAUGCAGACUUUGAUUCUGGUUCGGACUCGGAACUCUCAAUAGAUGAAGCUCGAAUAGAGAGCGAGAGCCAUCAAUUCACGGAAUUGCAGCAGAUAUUCCAAGAUGUUGUCGUUGUUGUCGUUGUUGUCGAUUGUCUCUAUAGGCUGUCAAUGUCCAUCAGAAACGGUGUCUCUAACCAUGACCGACUCAUUAAAGCUGCCUCCAUUGACAUAUCGUUUUACGAGGCGUGGGAUGUCAAUCAUGUUAAGGCGAAAUUCCCAGCUGUUAAGCACUACCUUUGUUUGCGUCUUGGAAAGGCAUUAUCAAGAAGACGUCAAUACUUCAAGUAUUGUGAAAAGCACCACAAAAAGCUCGCACAAGAUCUAAUUGAGCCAAAUAUAAAAGAUGUGCAUGCACAUGCUUUACCUAGGACUCAGGGGCCGGAUGAGCCGAUCGAUAGCGCGGCAGCUAAAACUCGAGUCGAUAUGUCCCUCCAAAACGAAACAGUCAUAGGCAAACGUAGCGUGGCUGCAAACACGAUACUAACGGGGACUUCCGCAUCCGAAUUUGUUGGAGCAGACAUUGACGUUGAGACAAAAUCUGACAGUGGCCAGACCUUGACCUCUUACGCAUCGUCAGCAUCAUUCGGAGGAAGACUCGCUAUUCCUCCACUUCCGUCGGGAUCGACAGGCGGGCGGCCUUUUGAAUGUCCGUACUGUUAUACAAUGGUAGGCAUAAAGAGUCAGAAUGCUUGGAAGAAGCAUAUCUUCCGAGACCUUCAACCGUAUAUUUGCACUUUUGAAUCAUGUUUCAAGGCCCGUAAAACGUUCAAAUCCCGUCACGACUGGUGGGAUCACGAAUUGAACGAGCAUAGAAAAGUAUGGUCUUGUGCAGCCAAUUGUCAGGCAAUAUUUCAUAGUCAAGCUGAAUUCGAGAAACAUGUAAGGGAGACACACAUGAUUACAUCGAACCAGCAAAUCAGUGCCCUGGCAGACGUUUGUCAUAGACCUGUCGAUGGAAAAACCGAACAAGAAUGCCCUCUAUGUCUUGAGGUAUUAGACUCGUUGCAACAACUUUGUCGUCACCUUGCUCGACAUCUUGAGGAACUUGCGCUGUUUUCAUUGCCACGGGACAGGAAUGAAGAAGGUCAAGAUGACGAUUCGGACAAACCACAACAAUCAAAGUCAAAGUCUUCUGGAAAAUUCUCACAGCAGUACGAGAGCUCCUCUUCUUCGACUGAUGUAAAUUCCUUAUACGAGUCGGACGAUGAAUCAGGUUUUCAGACAUCAGAGCUAAUAUCAUCAUUCAUUUUCGUAAAUCGCCUCCAUGACGCCGAGAGAUUAUUAAUGCUUGAUCGGUUAGAUCGUCGACUCUUUUAUCGAGGAGAAGUUGAGAGAUUAACUAAAGAGCCCCAAGAUCCCCUAAAUUAUGCUCUACUUUUCGACAAUUGUCUAAUUCUUGCAACGAAAAGUAUUGACCACAAAUAUGAAAUAACUUGUCAGCCAAUACGCAUAGAGCUUCUAGUAUUACUUGACCAAGUCAACGACGAGUACCAGUGGAAGCUAUUGCCGAUUCAAGAGGGUGAAGCAAAGGAAGGAGCAAUUGCCAAAACACCUAUACAGGAGCUAUUCCCUCUUUUUAUUCGAGACAUAAGUACUGGCGACAUCUGCGCGCUGGUAGUGAAGUCCGCAUCACAACGAAAAAAAUGGUGGGAUAACAUCCAGCUGGCCCAACAGGCCAUGUCCUCUCGAACACUCUUUCCCGGUAACUCAGACGCAUAUUCGCUAACAUUGAUAUGGCACGCAGCUUCUGGAAUCGGUAGUGAGACCGCAGCUCCUCAGAAGUUUUUCAAGAACCAGAUUGGAAUUCCCAAAUCCCUUGUGUUAUUCGAAGACAAGCUUAUCCAUCUAGCACCUACGUUUGUAGAAUGCGUCACGCCUUUUUACUAUCGCGGAAGGGGUUUAAUCGCUAUGAGUAGUUCGACAGACUUCUAUGUCUUCGAUCCGGCAGUGCCAUCGAGUCCAGCAUUGGUAUACUGUGCUAAUAUCGAUCCUGUGACUCAAAUCACAGUGCUUGAAGGCCCCGAAGUUAUGCUAGUUCUCGCAUCAAAUAAUCUUUAUGUCAUUGAUAUUAUGAAUGGCUUCAAACUCUCACUUAAACUAUUAGAGAAUGUCAAAUUCUUCAGAUUUGCAAAGACAGCAGAAGGUAAUUUUAUCUAUUGCAUAACAUGUGAGGGGUCAAAUGAGAGCCUCUCGUUGAUCGAGAUAUACCACGCUUCAAAGGGACGGGGCCGUGAUUUCUGCCAGCGCCGCGCUGAGAACCCUCCCGAGCUGGAUAAGCCUCUGCUAUUCAAAGGCUACGGAUAUUGUUAUUGGCGGUACGCCGAGUACUACCUCAGAACACCGUGUUCCCAGAUGCAUGUGUUCGAUAACAUGUGCAUAGUCUUCGUCACAGACAGCUCAUUCAAAGAUUGCAGUUUGAUCAGUCCACCUACAAGAACCAUACCAAUUUCUUUGCCUCGAGAACCAUACCAAUCUAUCAAAGGCAGGCCGUUAGAAAUCUUUAGUCUUCCAGAAGGAACCACUAGAAGUGGUGUUCUUACAAGUCACCUUUGUGUAUACGAAUGUGUUGCGAUAUAUAUCGAUAGGGACGCAGAGAUUAGUGAUAUUGAACCAAUUACCUUCGUAAGCAAGGCGACCGCAGCCGCGCUUGACAGCCACUACCUGUUCAUCUUCCAUGACGAAUUCUUCGAGAUUUGGGACGUAAUCACUGGCCUUCUGUGUCGGAUCGUCACCGGCUUGAGCGUCAAAUAUGUCGGUAGCGACAAGGGCAUCUUGGUUGCCAUGCAACAUGCCGAAUCUGAGGGCCGUGAUUCUGUGUUCGAAUUCGUGUUGACGGAUGAGAGUCAGAGAAUGAAACAAACAAAUACACCAUUGACGUUUCCGUUCACCGUCACCACGGAAUAG
Messenger RNA from Glarea lozoyensis ATCC 20868, 3255 nucleotides. Its product is annotated as C2H2 and C2HC zinc finger. The coding region runs from base 1 to 3255 and encodes 1084 amino acids. NCBI's taxonomy places the organism in Eukaryota, Fungi, Ascomycota, Leotiomycetes, Helotiales, Helotiaceae. The record is from RefSeq and is a predicted model, not a curated record. The transcript is spliced from 7 exons.